AUGGAUUCUUCCCCGAUCAAUAACAUGACCAUAAACCUCUCUCAUGUUGCCGAAGAAGAAGAAGAGGAAGAAACGAGCUCUAAAUUCAAGAAGCUUAUAUCAACGCUUCCAAAGGUAAAAGGGUCAAAUGAUUUCAUGGAUUUGUAUCAGUACCAAGGCUUUUGGUAUCCGUUUGCAAUGCUUCAAGCUAUCAUUUCAACACAAGAAAACUUUAAGUCUUCUUGGAACGAUAUAUACGUUUGUAGUGCUCCUAAAUCUGGUUGCACAUGGCUCAAAGCUCUGUGUUACGCGAUUGUAACCAGAGAUCAUUUUAAUAUGGAAAACAGCCCUUUGCUCACUAAUCUUCCUCAUGUUCUCAUCCCUUCCUUGGAAUUUGAUUCUCCGGAAAAUCAUUCCAGUAUGAAGGCUCAGAAUAUUCCUCUUAUAGCCACACAUAUACCAUUUGAUGCUUUACCCAAAUCUGUUCAGUCCUUGGACGGUACAUAGAUGAUUUACUUGUGCAGGGAACCCAAGGACACUUUCAUUUCUCUUUGGCAUUUCAUGCAAAGAUUCACGUGGCUGCAUCAAGGAAAGUCGGAUGAAACAACAGAAUUGUUAAUUUCCUUUGAGGAAGGGUUCGAGUUGUUCUGUGAAGGGAAAACAAUGUGGGGACCGUACUGGGAUCAUGUUUUGGGGUACUGGAAACAAAGUUUAGACAAGCCAGAAUCACUAUUGUUUCUCAAAUAUGAAGAAUUAACAAAAGACACAUUGUUCUACGUGAGAAAGUUGGCUGAGUUCAUGGGAAAACCAUUUUCAAGGGACGAAGAGGGAGAAGGGUUACCAGAAAGGAUUGUCAAAUUAUGUAGUUUUGAUAACUUGAGCAAUUUGGAGGUGAUUAAGAAUGGGAAGGAUCGGCCAAUUUCCUCUUUGCAGAUAGAUAACAGCGCAUAUUUCAGGAAGGGUAAGCCCGGAGAUUGGAAGAAUCAUCUAACAGAAAACAUGAUAGAAAGAAUGGAUCAUAUCACAAAAGAAAAGCUAAGAGGAUCAAACUUUAAAUUUGGUGUGUCAAACACGACAAAUUCAUAG
Molecule: messenger RNA, 1065 nt
Organism: Solanum pennellii
Lineage: Eukaryota; Viridiplantae; Streptophyta; Magnoliopsida; Solanales; Solanaceae
Product: flavonol sulfotransferase-like
Exons: 1
Biological process (GO): sulfation
Cellular component (GO): cytoplasm
Molecular function (GO): sulfotransferase activity
Source: RefSeq, a predicted model, not a curated record